This is a messenger RNA of Saitoella complicata NRRL Y-17804, 1546 nucleotides long. Its product is annotated as putative MFS transporter. The coding region runs from base 100 to 1467 and encodes 455 amino acids. Gene Ontology annotation, biological process: transmembrane transport. Gene Ontology annotation, cellular component: membrane. The record is from RefSeq and is a predicted model, not a curated record. The transcript is spliced from 2 exons. Gene Ontology annotation, molecular function: transmembrane transporter activity. Lineage: Eukaryota; Fungi; Ascomycota; Saitoellomycetes; Saitoellales; Saitoellaceae.
CGCCAUCCCCUCCCUGUCGAGUUACAGGGCUUGAGUCCGGAGGAGAUCGAGCACCUCAACGUCAAGCUCAGGAGAAAGAUCGAUGCGAGGUUAUUACCGAUGUUGGUGAUUAUGUACAUUAUGAAUUACUUGGACAGGAACAACAUCGCCAGUGCCCGUCUCGGCGGUCUCGAAGAUGAUCUCGGACUCAGCUCCGUUCAGUUCCAAACAACUGUGUCCAUCCUCUUCGUGGGAUACCUCCUUAUGCAACUUCCCUCCAACCUCUUCCUUGACGCAAUCGGGAAGCCAUCGAUUUACCUCCCGACCGCCAUGGUCAUCUGGGGCGUGAUCUCCACCGCUACAGCCGCCUGCCAAGGUUUUGUGGGUCUUCUAAUCUGUCGAUUCUUUCUUGGAUUUAUCGAAGCCGCGUACUUCCCAGGCUGUCUAUUCUUCCUUUCGUCAUGGUACACGAGAAAGGAACUCUCCUUCCGCACUGCGGCGCUCUAUUCCGGCGCUUUGAUCUCGGGUGCUUUCUCAGGACUGAUCGCUGCCGGAGUUGUAGACGGCAUGGACGGACUCCACGGCUUACGCGCUUGGCGAUGGCUCUUCAUCAUCGAGGGCGCGCUGACCGUGGGAAUCGCAUUCCUCGCCAUUUGGAUCCUUCCGGAUUUCCCUGCUACAACGAAAUGGCUGACUCCCCAAGAACGCGCACUCGCAAUUUACCGUCUCGAAAUCGAUGCAGGCGAGGUUGAUGCUGAUCGUGGACACGGCGCGGGUGCGAAGAUGAAGUUCUUGAUGAAGGGGGGUGCGUUGGCGUUCAAGGACAUCAGGACGUACAUGCUCAUGGUUGUCUUACUGGGAAUUGUCUCCUCGGGUGGUGUCACAAACUUCUUCCCUACGGUCGUUGCCACGCUCGGAUAUAACCGCGUCAACUCCCUCCUCCUCACCGCUCCUCCAUACGUCCUUGCGGUGGCCUGUACUUUUUUCAACGCCUGGCACGCAGACAGGACAGGUGAGCGAUUCCUCCACAUCGCAAUCCCACUCUGUAUCUCAAUUGCCGCGUUCAUCAUCGCCGCCUGUACCAUCAAACUCGCCCCUCGAUACUUGAGUAUGAUGCUUAUGGUCCCCUCCGUCUAUAGCGCCUUCGUCGUCGCCCUAGCGUGGAUCUCGAACUCCAUGCCUCGGCCACCGGCUAAGCGCGCCGCUGCCUUGGCGUUUAUUAAUGCAGUCUCGAACGGGUCGUCGAUUUAUGUUAGUUAUUUGUAUCCGUUGAGUGAUAGUCCGAGGUAUCAGAUGGCGAUGGGGGUUAAUGCUGGAACGGCGGCUGUUUCGAUUUGUAUGGCGUUUGGCUUGAGAACGCUGUUGAGGAAGAUGAAUAGGCAGUUGGAGAGUGCGGAUAAGGGGGAGUUUGGAGCGACGGGGGAGAUUCCUGGUGGUGGCGGGGUCUCGGUGGAGCAGGCAAAGAGUGGUUUUAGGUAUUUGACUUAGGUAUUGUAUUGUGGACCAGCUGCAGUUCGAAGUGCCUCAUAGCCAAUUCAGAACACUCCUUUCAAGACAAAUGAAGAGU